Messenger RNA from Rana temporaria (common frog), 1115 nucleotides. RefSeq lists its product as uncharacterized. NCBI's taxonomy places the organism in Eukaryota, Metazoa, Chordata, Amphibia, Anura, Ranidae. Bases 1 to 690 code for a protein of 229 amino acids. The transcript is spliced from 4 exons. The record is from RefSeq and is a predicted model, not a curated record.
AUGGUCCCCCUCUCUGACAUCACUGUGACCUCCUCCUGUUUCCCGGAUGGCAGCGCAUUGGCCGUCUGUUCGGUGAAAGGAUCAGAUCCUCGUUAUUCCUGGAGUUUGGAUGGAAGAUCCGUCUCCUCAGAUAGCUGGAUUACUCUUCCCCCUCCGGUCUCCGGAACCCUCCACUGUGAUGUCACCAAUCAGAUCAAUAAUCUAAGUAGAUCCAUCAACAUCUCCUGUGCAGUUCCGGUUUCAGAUCCAGUGCUGGAUGUGAAGUGUCUCCAGAAUGGCAGCGCUGAGAUCUCCUGCAGUGUGGAGAAGGGGAAUGACCCCUCCAUCUACCUGACUGUGAUUGGAGAAUUGGAGGUAUAUGAUGUCACCGGAUCAGAGCGGACAGUCCGUGUCACUGUGCCUCCUGUGUCACCACCCGAUUCCUGGAAUAUCAGCUGUUCAGCAAAGAACGACAUCAGUGAGAGAUCCACCAAUCAGACACAAGACGCUUGUCCAGGAAAAAUCCGGUCUUUGUUGGGUCACCUCCUGUCACCCAUUGCGGUCUUUGUUCUCUACACUGCCCUCCUCAUCUUUAUGGUCAAUGACCUGAGGAAGAUGAAGAAUGAGAAGAAUCUGAGUGAGAGGAGGAUGAGGAGAAGGGAUCAGGUGGAGAUGGAAAUGGAACCAACUUACUACAAUGACAGGAAUUGAAACAUCUCCCCAGAUUGUCAGCCGGGAAAUUGUAUGAGAACAAAGCACACAGUAUGUAAAGAAACUCCAACUGGUGACAAUUACAGGGCCACCAACUUCUCCAAUUUCAGCUGAUUCAGCAGGUAUUGGUUGAAAUUUGAGCCAUCUAGGGCCAGAUUAAGUCUCUGGCUCAAAGUUGACAAGUGACUCGAAGGAUUGGUGACCAUUGGUGGCUGUAUCUGAAUGUUUUCUGCUUUUAUUUGUGAUUAGUCGUAUUAUUGAACAGUUGCUUUUUUACUCUCUAUAUACAAUAUAUUAUUUUUUAAAUGCAGAUUUUGUUUCUUUUUAUCUGACAACCACCUUAGAAGAUACAGUAGAUCUUUAUUAUUGAUUAACAUCAGAGCAGCGCUCUAUGGGUAAAAGUCAUAAUACUUAUAAACCAUUGA